Molecule: messenger RNA, 5877 nt
Organism: Dipodomys spectabilis (banner-tailed kangaroo rat)
Lineage: Eukaryota; Metazoa; Chordata; Mammalia; Rodentia; Heteromyidae
Gene: Dcaf7
Product: DDB1 and CUL4 associated factor 7
Exons: 7
Coding region: 255-1283 (342 amino acids)
Cellular component (GO): nucleus
Molecular function (GO): protein binding
Source: RefSeq, a predicted model, not a curated record
GGCUUCCGUUCCAGGAGGGCGGGGCGGCAUUCCAAACGGAAGGUGGUUGUUGUCGGUGCCCAAGCUGGUUUGAAACUGGGGGUCGGGCUCCGAGGACGUCGUUUGUUGCUGAGGCUCCACUUGUGGGCUAGGCCGUUCUUGCCCGCCCCCCGACUCCUCCUCCCUGCGGACUCCUUGGUCCUAGGCCCGGCUCCCCGCCUGAUUCGCGCCCAGCCUGCUGCAGCUCUCGCCAGCUCUGCGGCCCAGCUGCCACCAUGUCUCUGCACGGCAAACGGAAGGAGAUUUACAAGUAUGAAGCGCCCUGGACCGUCUACGCCAUGAACUGGAGCGUGCGGCCCGACAAACGCUUUCGCCUGGCGCUGGGCAGCUUCGUGGAGGAGUACAACAACAAGGUUCAACUUGUUGGAUUAGAUGAGGAGAGUUCGGAGUUUAUUUGCCGAAACACUUUUGAUCAUCCAUACCCCACCACAAAGCUCAUGUGGAUCCCUGACACAAAAGGUGUCUAUCCAGACCUACUGGCGACAAGUGGUGACUAUCUUCGUGUGUGGAGGGUUGGUGAAACAGAAACCAGGCUGGAAUGUUUGCUAAAUAAUAACAAGAACUCAGAUUUCUGUGCCCCCCUGACCUCCUUUGACUGGAAUGAAGUGGACCCUUAUCUUUUAGGUACCUCAAGCAUUGACACAACUUGCACCAUCUGGGGGCUGGAGACUGGGCAGGUGUUGGGGCGAGUGAAUCUUGUAUCUGGCCAUGUGAAGACCCAGCUCAUCGCUCAUGAUAAGGAGGUCUAUGAUAUUGCAUUUAGCCGAGCAGGAGGUGGCAGGGACAUGUUUGCCUCUGUGGGUGCUGAUGGCUCAGUGCGGAUGUUUGACCUCCGACACCUGGAACACAGCACUAUCAUUUAUGAAGACCCACAGCAUCAUCCACUGCUUCGACUCUGCUGGAACAAGCAGGAUCCUAACUACCUGGCCACUAUGGCCAUGGAUGGAAUGGAGGUGGUGAUUCUGGAUGUCAGAGUUCCCUGCACACCUGUCGCCAGGUUAAACAACCACCGGGCUUGUGUCAAUGGCAUUGCAUGGGCUCCACAUUCAUCCUGCCACAUCUGUACUGCAGCGGAUGACCAUCAGGCUCUUAUCUGGGACAUCCAGCAAAUGCCCCGGGCCAUUGAGGACCCUAUCCUGGCCUACACAGCUGAAGGAGAGAUAAACAACGUGCAGUGGGCAUCGACUCAGCCCGACUGGAUCGCCAUCUGCUACAACAACUGCUUGGAGAUACUCCGAGUGUAGUGUUGGUGGUAUCUAACCCACCAGGCAGGGGCGUGUGUGCUUUCCACCUCUGCCUUCCCCCCUCUCCCCCAAGUAAGAAGAACAUGUUUCCAGUGGCCAGUAUGUCUGUCAUUGCUUUGCACCCACUGUUUCCAGAAGCUGCUUUAGGAGUUCCUGGCCAGUUAGCACUCGAUGUCUAUGCUGGAUUCAGUGCUAUGUGGCACCUCUCAGCCCAGGACUGAGUUUUUAAGAUUUUUCUCUCCUUUCCUUUUCUCCCUUGCUUCUGUAAUUAAACAUUUCUAUAUAUUUGUUUGUCAGCCGUUGUGUUCAUGAGCAGUACAAGCACUGCCUCUGUUUCUAGCCAUCUGCCCCAAUGUCUCUUUAUCUCUCUGCUGCCCAAGGCAGCCAUUCAUGUAUUGUCCCUGUCCACGUCCGUGUUAGCACUUAAGUGGGAACAAAUAAUAAUUUGAAGUUGUCUUUCCUCUGGUAUCAGUGUCUUUAACAAAUCUCAACAUUUGUCUGUUUUUUAUCAGGCUAUUUUUUUUUAAAUGAAAAGAAUUUUUUCUGGUUUCUUUUCUUUGUUUUCUAGUCCUCCUUCUUUGCACCUUCUUCUCUUCCCUUAGUGCCUAGAGCAGAUAUGGGCCCUUGACCCCAAGAGCAGUUUACUUUCCCAAGUCACUACCUGAGUGACACAUACCUGACUGGGAGUCCUGAACUUCCCUGGUGCUCUGCAGUCCAUUGAGCCACCAACCUGGUUCUUCUCAAGGUCAUUCUGGGCUCUAGGACACUCACAGGAAGCCUUCUGUUACAUCCUGGAGUUCUGUCCAGCCACACUGAUACCUGUCAGGCAUGUGGUAGAGCUAGAACAGGCUGCUGACUUGGGCUCGGGCUGGAGGAGAAUCAUUUCAGAAAAGCAGAACUUACAGCAUGUUUCUAGUACCUUGUAUCAGAGUGUUUUUAUCUUCUCAUUAUAAGCUACAGGCUACUCUAUUUCAGGAUUUGAAUGAUAGGCAAGAACGAUCUCUUAGCUGAGCGGAGCUUCUAUACUUCUGUUAACUGAGUUUCCUGUGCCUGAUGGGAUUGAGUGUUGAGUGAAGAAGUCAGAGGUACAGCCUGUGCUUAUGGCUAUGAAUAAGAGAGAAGCAGUUCUUGUAAGGGCUGAACUAAUUCGCAGAGAUGAUCUCAGACCACUUAAAUAUCUACAAAAGAAUCAUAGGCCUUGGGAUCAGCCAGCCAAGCCUCUACCCAUACCUGUGAAACUUGCCCCCACCCUAGUUUAUUUUUUGGGUUUCUGAGCAGUAUUGGACUUGAAAGCUGCAGUUGACGGUGUUUACUUACAGGCUGCUGGUAUCUGUUUCCGUUAGAUGAAUGGGUUCCACAGAGGGGCUUAUGUGUGAUUCUGAGUUUAUGCAUUCCUGGGGCUGACAGAGUUUGGAACAUGUUCUGGGGAGAGUUUGUCUGGCUCAUCAUGUUUUGCCAAGUGCCUAAAAGCUUUUCAGACCCUUCAAGUUGCUCAUCCGAAAUGAUGAGAGCAGCGGGCCCUGAAGGCUGAUGGGUUUUGUCCACUUAGGCUCUCACCUCCUCAAGAAAUAAGGCUCACUUCCUUCUACGCCCUUAAACUUUCUGCUUGAAUCUUCCCUUUCUGUAGUGAUGUAGUUCUAUGCCAAAAAUUAUAGCUUACACAAGCACUUGUCUCAAAGGAAAGGCUUUUUUAGUCAGAUAUUUCCUCUUUGACCUUCUAGAUCGUUCUGAUUUGGACUCUGGCUGGCUGUCUUCCUUGAGGUUGACUUAACUGCAUUUCCCACCCAGUUUCCAGUACAUCAUCUGGAAACACUGUGCAGUUCUUGGUUUCACCUGUCCUCUACUUUUAACUAUGCUAGUGAAUAUUCUCUUGUCAAGAAUAGCAAGUAUGACUGGUAUUUGCUGCCUUGGAGGUCCUCAGUUCCUCCUGGGAAGAGGGUCUGCAGUACAAGUCAGAAGACUAGCAGGGUUAAUCCUGCUGGUGAGAUCCUGCCAUCACUGAGUUCCUAGUGGACUUUAACAUGGUCUCAGUGGCAAGGAGAUUAGUCAGCUAGAACUCAAAUAACAAUUUUUCAAUCAAUGAUUAUAGAAUAGAUAUAGAUGAGGUAAUUACUUACUUUGGAAACCAACCCCUUUGUCACUCUUUGCCUUGUCUUGUGGGCUCGUAGACAUCCUUCCUUAGGCCCUGCAAUAUACUCCUCCUCCUCUGUACCCCACUGGACUCAAGCAAGAUUCUCCUGCUCCCUAGGCACAUAUUUCUGCAGUUGCUGGCACGCUGGCAUUUUAAGCUUUCUCCUUCCCCCUUUAUAGCACAGGCAGUGCACUGUGACUGAGGAGGGGAUUUCUAUAGUUUCAGGAUAAAGCUGUGCUCCAGGAAGCACAAGUCCAGUCACUUCAAAGACAAGUCUGUUUAAGGUUGAUCCAUUUCUCUUGACAGCUAGUGAGACUAUCCAGGGUCUCCUGGUCUUCUGCUCCCUUCCUGUUGCUGCCCACUUUACCACAAGGGCCACAUGAAAGAACCUGUGGCUCUAGGACAGCUUUGCUGGUGCUUUGACUUGCUGUCAGUAUGCUGAGCUACAGACCUAUUGCCUGUGCUGUCUUUGGUCUCUACCAGCAGAAGGUUAAGCAGGUGAUUGAAUUUGAGGCAUUGACAAACUUGAGGACCCCACUCAUGGUGUUGGAGCCCUCUCUUUCCAGGGAGGAACUAGCCCACAAGGUUAGGAAUUAAAGAUAGACAAGAUCUGAUAAGUGGGUGAGAACUCUAAUAAGCCAGAUCAACUACUGGAGAACUGACUUCGAUUUAGGAAGAGAAAAAAAUUCAGAAUCCCACCAUGUUUUACUUAUGGCUAAAUAUAUAGGAGGAGAUUUAAAGUUGUGUGAGAGUCAUUGUUGUUUCCUUGGAUCAAAAGAGGGGAUGCAUUGAGGGUCUUAGGGAAGAAAACAUUGGGACUGUUACAUGGCUGUGGAGUAACACUGUGUCCUCAGCAUGUGUCCACCUUCCUGGACCACUAAUCAGGCAUCUGUGGUUGGCACUGAAUAAUGGAUACGAUGAGAGCCCAGCAGAAGGAGCUCUUUGCCCCAGCAAGGCAGCCAUACGUGAUAAUGUAAUAAAAUUCUGUUGUGUUGGUUGUCCUGUGACUUCCCAACCACAGUUCUUCUUGAUUGAAGGUGUGUUUAAUGGUGGCAGACAAUCAUGCAGACCUUGUCCCCCUCCUUUGUCUCUUUCCUUUACCUUUUUUUCUGUAGAACUUUCUCCCUCUAUAGCCUAGGCCCCAAAUUUCUAGGUUAUAAGGACUUGUGGAAGCCCCCAACAUGUACCAACCAUGUGAGGGCAGUCCAGAACCACUCCUCCACUGUCUUCAUUUUGAGCAUAUAGAAGCUCCUUUGACUGCUGGCUUGGGGCAGGGAACUGUUGAAGUAGACACCUCUAAGCACACUUUACCCUUUACUGUAUGCACUCCAGGACAAGGAACAAGGGUCAUCCUUGGUACUUAGAUUGGGUUUUCUGGGAAGAGAGCUGAACUAAGAAAAGUCACUAUGAGCUUUAGGCCAGGUUUUCUGCAGGUCAUCUCUGCCCUGGCUGGGCAGCUGCUGAGAAUGUCUUGUGUUGCAGAGCCUUGUUCAUCUCCCCUCCUGCUCCCUCUCCUCCUCCCACAUUGUUAUUGCUGCUAAUGGUCAAAGUCAAAUGUAUGGUCAUAGGGGAUGGGCCAGGGCCCAGUUACUUUCUGGAUGUCAUUUUUUAAAUAUGGAAACAUGAAGGUGCCUUCCCAAAGAGGCUUAAACUUGAAUGUCAAACCAGAAACAAAAAGCUAAAGAAAGUUUGAAUCCAGAAGAAAGAUGUUGACAGUAUGUGUGACAGCUGGAAAAUGGCUGGGUGCCUACCUUUGGGACAACCCAGGGAAGAUGAACUUGUGAUAGCUACUAUUUAAAAGCAUGGUCUUACCUUGGGUUGUUGUGGCAUACAAUGUGUUAUAAAAAUCGUUGAGCUAAAGCUUUGAAUCACUUUAGUCGAGUAUGAAUCACUUGUGUUGAUUCCUGUGUAUUUUAUGAUCCCUCUGUUGUGACUUUCCCUCACCACCCUUUCUUGAGUGAGAAUUUGUAGCAUGACUGUAUAAACUUCUCUGUAGGAAAUGGAGAUUUCUCAUUCUCUAAAAUGUUAAGCUCUAACCAAUCCAUUUCUGUACCCUUUAGCCUAGUAUGUCUGAACUUAUUUUCUUGUUAUAUAUUUAAACUUUGACUCUAUCCUAUAGGUUUUGUGGCACCCUCUGGUCAGGUGGAGAGGAAACUGCCCCUUACAGAACUGUACUGUAACCAUUUUUCUUUUAUAAAUACCAUUUUCACAAGAUUGAUUGUACACAGGGCUUGUAAUAAAACUUUUAACACUGUGCUGUGAAACCAUGCUGAGGACUCUCCACUGAAAGCUAUUUCAAGGGCACUGAAAGUGGAGCGUUCUUUCUGUGACUUUGCUUCUUCUUUCCUUAGUAUAUUAAAUCUAAUGAUCACCCUUUUAUUCUGUUUCAGCCUCCUGUAUAAGAAGUACCGUAUUUUCUGCCCAUUAUACUUUGUAAUAAAACUUGAACAUGUAUAGAUUGAA